Messenger RNA from [Torrubiella] hemipterigena, 2718 nucleotides. Lineage: Eukaryota; Fungi; Ascomycota; Sordariomycetes; Hypocreales; Clavicipitaceae. The record is from the annotation of a GenBank genome assembly.
CUCCAACUUGCACUGCAAACCACAACACAAUUCAUCGCCACCAUGACUUCCAGAAUCGGUAUUCCCAUCAAGCUGCUCAAUGAGGCUCAGGGCCACAUCAUUACCCUCGAAAUCACUUCGGGCCAAACGUACCGCGGCAAGCUCCUAGAAGCCGAGGACAACAUGAACGUCCAGCUCAAGGACAUUACCGUUACCGCGCGCGACGGCCGCGUCUCGCAUCUCGACCAAGUGUACAUCCGCGGCUCCCACGUCCGAUUCUUCAUCGUCCCCGAUAUGUUGCGCAACGCGCCCAUGUUCAAGAACCACAACGUCCGCGGCCGUGGUGUCGGUAUGGCCAGAGGUCGCGCGACCGUUUCCCGCGCUAGAGCUGGUGGCCGUGGCGGCCGAUAAGCGAAGAAAAAAACGAAGAAAAUUGGAAAAGCAACAUGUUGGAUGCGGCGAGUGUGUUUAGAUUUUAUCUGACGGACUUGGUCGGCCUGAAAACUGGCGCAUAAAACACUUUUGGGGCUCAAUCACGGCGUUUCACGGUUAUGGAUUUUGCUGUUACUUUUUUUUAUUGAAAAUUAUUUGAUGAGGGGUUUUGUUUGGCUGAGCAUGGAGCUGUCGGCUGGCAACCCAUGGAUCUAGAUUAUUAUUGUAUAGAAUAAAAUACAUCCUGGUCCAAAGAUUACUAUACCCAUUGUGAGUGUAGAGGUUACGGAGGGCAACUUGAUAGACGAUGGGAACAGAAAUGAGAAUGCGUUCAUGAAAAUGUGUCUAACUUUUACAUAGUAUUCUAUCGUACAAUGCGGCGUAGCUUUACUUCAUCUUGGAUAAAGCAUCGCUUGCCUUUUCCACCAGCUCCUUGGCCGCGCUGAUAUCGGCGGCAAGGUGUUCGGGAAUCUCAGCAUCCGAUGAAAGAGCCUUGAUAACACUCUGUUCAGUGCCUCUGACGGCCUUGCGUCCUUCUUCACGGACUUCACCCUCCCAGUAUUCUCUCGCAGCCUCCCACUUCUUUUGCAUGCGACCGAGGCCGUAGACGAUACCCAGCGCUGCAACAGCUCCAACCUCGUAGAAGGUGGUGGAAAAGGACGAAACAUACAGCAGUCCUGCAAGCGUAGCUGAUAUGGUCGAGGUGCCAAGGGAUUGGACAACCAGUCUCUGGGCUAGAGCUUGCAGCGCGGGAAUGGUUUCGUCCUUCAGAUAUCUGCGCGUAAAGCCAAUAUGGCCGGGCCAUCUAGGCAGGCUUUUCGGCGCAAGCGGUGCUAGAGCACGGUCGGUAGGUUCCUUGGAGCUUUGAGAUGUCUCGGAGACUGGCUGGCUAUAGAGCGGGACGCUGCCUCGCUGCUCAGCGAUACGUCCGGCGAGAUGUAUGAGGUUGUUCUCCGACGUGGGUAAGAAGCGCUGGCUUAGGAUAUCAUUUGUGAGCAUUCCAACGUCAUCUACCCUCCAGAAGAGUUUCCACCAUCCAAGCUUGCGCCAUCUGCGGCCAGCGAAAGCCUUGUCCAUCUCGCUUUGAAGCUCAGCGUGGGCUGCGCGGGACCAGUCUGAUAGGCCGGCUUCCAUGGCUGCUGUGACGGCAUCGCUCAUCUUGGGAGCGUCAAUCAUGGCCUCAAGUUCCGCUUCUUGUUCCUUCACAGACGCGUUUGCACUCUCUACCAGUGAUGUGAGAAGGUGCUUCAUGGCGGGCUUGGUUUGGCGGUCUGGGCUGGCGGAGCUCUGUCGCAGCCAUGUUGUAAUAGCUGGGAGAUUGCUAGCAAACCAGAGCUUUUCAUAUUGCACGGCAUUCUGAGGCCCUUGGCGGAAUAGCCGGACAGCCUCUUGCGCCUGUGUCACAUCCACCACCUUGAAGUGGCCGUGUAGUUGGUCUGUGGUAAUUUUGGGCAUAUCCACUGCACCAAUUAUCGAUUGACUGAGAUGUUCGAUUGGUAGAUUGGCGAGCUGGACUGCGCCUCCAAAAUUCUCGCCAACAACAAUAGCUUGAUGAACGGGCGUAGUCAUGGGCGAGACGCGGUCCUGGGCUGAGGCGAUAUCGACAGACGGGACGAGGAUAGCUUCUUCCACUGCUGAGUCGGCUCCGGCUUGUGAAGGUGAUGCGACGGCGUUUACGUUCAAGACGAGGAAUUCGAGAUUCAAGUUGUUGAACUGUGGCGAUGAAAUGUGAAGCUCUUCGACAGGGUUGUGGCGCGCGAAUUCGAGAGUUGAACCGUAGGAGCCAGUCGGUCCGACACGCACCACGAGCGGUACAUUGGGGUCGUAACCAUCCAAUUGUGUCUCCCAGGGCUGCUCAUCGGUAAGAGGAUCUGAAAGAAUGGCUCGGAGAAGCUUGCGGGCAACGAUUGUGGUGUCGCCUAGGCCCAGCACAGCGAUGCGGAUAAUCUCUUGCCCCGCGGGCUUUUGGAGACCCUGCAACGCCAAUUGAAGUCUGGAUAGGUUCAUGGCAUUGGGUAGAUGCUUAUUGAGCUGGUUCAAUGCAUUCUGAAGCUCCAGUCGCGCGUCUUUCGAUGUGCUCUCGUAUCUCGAGGACGGCAUCGUUUUGCGCGCAAGGAGGGUCGGUCGAGCUGGCGACGCAGCCACGGUGCAUUUCGGGCAUGAUUGGGCUGCUCGUCGGGUCGCAGCCCUCGAAAUGGCCCUCAUCUGACCACUUUGUCCGAGCAAAGGACGCUGUGGUGCCAUGGUGAUGGAUGCCGUCGAGGGGUUGAAGUGUGUGAGUGCUUGGGUCAGGUGCGGGAGCUACGG